Messenger RNA from Columba livia (rock pigeon), 2154 nucleotides. RefSeq names its product mal, T cell differentiation protein (gene MAL). NCBI's taxonomy places the organism in Eukaryota, Metazoa, Chordata, Aves, Columbiformes, Columbidae. The transcript has 4 exons. Gene Ontology annotation, molecular function: structural constituent of myelin sheath. Gene Ontology annotation, biological process: myelination. The coding region runs from base 185 to 646 and encodes 153 amino acids. Gene Ontology annotation, cellular component: membrane. The record is from RefSeq and is a predicted model, not a curated record.
UUGGUCAGAGGCUUUCACCACACCUGUGCUGUUCACACCUGUCUUCACUUGGCAGCAGAAGGGGAGGGAAGAAGGAAGAGAGAGAGGGAAACAAGCAAGCAAGCAAGCUAGCUAGCUGCAUUUAGCAGGUACCUCGGGCAGUUAGAACCAGAGCGGCUGACAGUCACCGUGGGAGCGGCUUGCAAUGUCCUCUGCACCUUCCACCAGAUCUUUGCCUAGCGGCUUGGCUGUCCUGACAACUCUCCCAGAUGUGCUCUUCGUUCCUGAACUUGUCUUUGGGGGCCUUGUCUGGAUCCUGGUGGCAUCCUCGAAGGUCUCAUUAUCUAUGGUGCAAGGCUGGGUGAUGUUUGUGUCUGUGUUCUGCUUCGUCAUGUCCAUCACCCUCCUGUGUCUCUACAUCUGUGGGAUACAUAGGGGCAGCAGCUCCUGGGUCACCUUGGAUGCCAUCUGCCAGGAGAUAGCAGCUCUGUUCUAUCUCAGUGCUGCCGUGUUGGAAGCCUUUGCCACCUAUACCUUUAGCUUUUUGCCUCCCCAACAAUUGUACCAGUACCAAGAGAACAUAGCUGCUGUGGUAUUUGCAUUCUUAGCUACCCUGGUGUAUGUGGUCCAUAGUGUGUUCUCACUCCUGCGAUGGAAAUCAUCCUAAGAACCUCUCCUUGCAAGUGUGUCUUGUGGUCACCCCAUGAGCACGGAAUUUGCUCAAUGGCUGCGGUUUCCAGGCUCGGUUUGGGUUUCAUUUUUUAAUCUAUAUACUAUAAACAAGCAGCUUUUUAUGUGGGACUAUGGCAAUGAAGACUAAGAGCCUGCCAGAGAAAGCUAUAUCCUGGGACAACUUGUUUCCCUUCAGUUUCUUCUGGGUUUGGUACAAUUUGAUGUUGGUAGUUAGUGCACAAGUAGAAAAACAUCCAGCUUUAGAAAGAAGAAUAUAGUUGGGUUAGAGGUGCUAAAAAUCUUUCAGAACCACACCUUUAUGCCUCCAGGGUUGUUGCCAUCGGGGGAAGCCUGAACAACCAGCACUAAGGAGCAUGAGCAUGAAACCAGGUCAUUUUAAUUGCUGUCUGUCUGUGUAAGCCUGUUUCCCUCCCUAAACGUGCUCUGACAAAACCAAAACAUUUUCAUGCGGUUUCUGAAAAUGCCAUCUCUGACUUGCGAUGAGAAAUGGGGACAAUAUUUAACUUGCUUCGAGCAAUAUGAGUUAUUGCAGCCCCUGGAAGGUAUUGCUGAAUUAUGAGGCACAACCAUAAUACCAGGAAUUAUCGCUGUAUUCAAUCCCCCUACAAAAUGCAAUUUAGGAGUUGUGUGGUAGACUGCAGGAGAAUUGUAUGGAUGAUUAGAAUAACAUCUUGUCUAAGCAGAUACUCCUGUAUUUGGUGCAUGGCUGGUCUUGCAUAUGCCAGCACUAUGUUGCCAAUAAAGAUGGGUUUGCUGUAAUUUUGCAAACAGAAGAGUAAUUUCUGCUGUUUUCUCUUUGCACACAGGCACACAACCGUGUACAGCCUCAGGAGCACUGUGCUAGGGCAAUGCCUAAGAAGGAGGUACAGACUUGGCAAUGAAUGAGAGGGUUUUUCUGGCAAGGGGAGCCUGUGGGGCUCUGUAGCCAGGGGCUAAACCAACUCGGGUUAGUCUCAGUGGUGGUGUUCAUCUGAAUGCUUAAAUUACUCCAGAGUGUUAACUCAAGUGUGUUGGUUUUGGCUGGGGUAGAGUUAAUUUUAUUCACAGUAGCUAGGAUGGGGCCAUGUUUUGGAUUUGUGCUGAAAACAGUUUUGAUAAUACAGGGAAGCUUUUGUUAUUGCUGAGCAGGGCUCACAGAGUUGAGGCCUUUUCUGCUCCUCACACCACCCCACCAGCGAAUGGGCUGUGGGUGCACAAGGAGCUGAGAGGGGACACAGAUGGGACAUCUGACCCCAACUGACCAAAGGCAUAUUCUAGACCAUAUGAUGUCAUGCUCAGCAUCUAAAGCUGGGGGAAGAAGGAGGAAGAAUGAACGUUCAGAGUUACGGCAUUUGUCUUCCCAAGUCACUGUUACAUGCAAUGGAGCCCUGCUUUCCGGGAGGUGGCUGAACACCUGCCUGUCUGUGGGAAGCAGUGAAUGAAUUCCUUGUUUUGCUUGUGUGUGCAGCUUUUGCUUUGCUUAUUAAACUGUCUUUAUCUCAA